AUGUUUCUAGUAUUUCAUAGUCGUCUAAACUAUAGAUUAAUAAAAUCGCAUGCAAACAUAUGGGCGUUUGUUAAGUGUAUUCACGGAGAAGAAAACAGAUUUAAUUACUCAGUGAUCCAAAUGAACGGUGAUCUUUCAACUUGUCCAAUAACAAUUCAAAUAAAUGCUAUACAACAAAGACUCAAUACUUUAUAUUCACGUUAUGAACAUGGUGAUAUUGAUGCUAAUGAACUUUUCGAUGAACCAUCGUAUGCUAUUGCUAAAAAUAUUGUAUAA
Rotaria sp. Silwood2 is the source of this 276-nucleotide messenger RNA. NCBI's taxonomy places the organism in Eukaryota, Metazoa, Rotifera, Eurotatoria, Philodinida, Philodinidae. The record is from the annotation of a GenBank genome assembly.